Clonostachys byssicola is the source of this 600-nucleotide messenger RNA. The record is from the annotation of a GenBank genome assembly. NCBI's taxonomy places the organism in Eukaryota, Fungi, Ascomycota, Sordariomycetes, Hypocreales, Bionectriaceae.
AUGUACAGGCAACGCCGCCACCCCUCCAAGCUGGCCCAGUUCAUCCUCGCAGCCCAGCUCGUCAUCUUCGCCGUCGCCAACCUCGUCCUCCUGGCCCUCUCCCUCGCCGCCAUGGCCAAGAUCAAGCGCAUCAAGAAUAUCCUGUACCCGGACUGGGCCAUCUACAACUACACGGCCGCCGCCGCGGGAGUCGCCUCCCUCGUCCUCGUAGCAUCCCUCAUCACCACCGUGGCCCGCCACCGCCGCGCCUCCGGGCCGGGUCCCUUCCUCACGCCCAGCUACGUCCGCCGCUGCACCCUCUUCACGACCGUCCUGCACGCCCUCGCUUUGGUGCUCAUCUUCCACGAGGCGUACGUCUGGGCGCAGCUCUCCCCGAUAUACGAGAUCCCCGGGUCCCUGCUCGCCGUCGGGAGGACCGCCACCCACAGAGUGGGCGGCAUGGUCUUCAGCCUAACAGGUUCUAUCAUUCUCACCGGGGUGCUGUUUACAGGCCUGUCCGUUGCGUUUGAGGACCCAGGCGUGAGAGAAUACCCAAAAAAGGAGUUGACUACAAGGAGUCCAAGCAUGCUUCAGGUUCCAAGCAUGGUUCAGGAGUUAUAA